AUGAAAACUCUCACGAUUUCGAAGGUCUCCAUCGAUGCGGAUGGCAAGGUUUCAGCUGUGGAGUCGCAAGAGCUGCAGGCGCUGGUCACGCUUCUGGCCUCUGGUGGCUCCUGCGACACCCUGCUGCGCAACAUCUAUCAGCAGGCCUGGCCGCCCUUUGCUUUGAACUCGGCGCAGGCGGCCGUCUGCUUCGAGGCAUGGCAGACGCGACCGUGGCGCACCGAGGCUUCUGCCGGCCUCCAGCUGCUGGAUGGGGCCAUCCUGACACCCCUCUUGACGUCACUGGUUGUAGCUCUUCGUGCCGAAGGUUCUUCCUUGGUCGGAGAGAAGACGAUCUCCAUGGAGCCACGGUGGACAAAGACUCUCGAUGGGCUCCUGAGUGAGACACUUGGAGUGGGCUCCUGCAACGAGCAAGGUGUUCUGCAAAUCACAGCUCCCGGAGCCUUGGCGCUUCAGCGUGCCCUGGCUCAUCUUGGAGUUUCCGACCUUGACACAAAGCAGGCACUGCUGUAA
Messenger RNA from Symbiodinium sp. CCMP2456, 513 nucleotides. NCBI's taxonomy places the organism in Eukaryota, Dinophyceae, Suessiales, Symbiodiniaceae. The record is from the annotation of a GenBank genome assembly.